CUGGCUCGCGACGCAGUUGAGCAUACAUGGGCUAUAGAUUUACCUCACCUGACUCAAUCUCUACCGCUCAAUCCAGAUGGAUUACCUAUUCCUGCUGUUCCCCCCUUUUUAUCCAACCCAAAAUUCCCUACUGAGAAUAAAUCACCUCGGGCUCAUAGCUAUGUCUGCCAUUCUGGUAGUCUAAGCAAUCAAACGAAAUUGGAUACAUGCGAAGCAAGCAAUCGUAAUAUAUUUUCAGCUCGCCGCUCCUCAGAUGAUAUGACUGCCCACGAGCUUUUGCCUCUUGUUAACAUGGAUUUCGUUCGUCCCUUCUCGAUUUUGCCGAGACGCCAAGUACGCUUGCAUUUAAUAGUAUGCAAUUUAUUUUCAUCAUACUUUUAUCUGCACAUGCCAGAAUGA
Messenger RNA from Protopolystoma xenopodis, 399 nucleotides. The record is from the annotation of a GenBank genome assembly. NCBI's taxonomy places the organism in Eukaryota, Metazoa, Platyhelminthes, Monogenea, Polystomatidea, Polystomatidae.